CUCCCGCCCUUGCGCCUAGACGCUGCGUCUCUGCCCCUCGUGUGGCUCUCGGGACAGACAAGGCCUUCCCGAGCAACCUCCCGCGGGGUGAAUGCAGCUGCAGCCACGUUGCUCGGCCUGCGGCGUUGGGUGUCCGACGCACCUGCGAGCGGGUCGGAGGGGCCGUCCAUGAGCAUCCAGCUCUGCCUCGGCUGCGCUGCCUCUGCCGAGGCGCCCUGGAGAAUCCUUCUUUCGCUCCCGGCACGCACAGCUGAGGCGGCCGAGGCGAGGGAGCGACGAGAUGUGGCUGCCUGACAGGCCGACACACGUACGCUGUGCCCGCCGCGACAGGCCUCCGCCGCCCACGGGCAGCUCGGAAAGCCCCUCAUAAGGCGGAGCCUGCCGCUCUUGCUCUGCCCUUUCCUCAUCCUCCUUCUCCACUCGACCGACUACCGCUCGCCAUGAAGCUCCUCCACCUCUCCGGCCUUCUGGCACUCCUCAUCGUGGCGCUCAGCGCCCGCGCCGAGCUCGAGCCGCGCGCCGUGACCCGCCCGCGCCUGCCCGGCAGCAAGGUCCUCCCCAAGAAGGCCGCCGUCGUCCAGAAGGCACCCAACCGCUACACGCAGUUCUGCGCCAAGUACCAGGCCGCUUGCGUCGGCGCCGCGAUGGACGGAAAGGCGUCUGGUCCCGUGGACAUCAAGUUCAGCUGUAAAAAGGCUGUGAACAACAUAAACUACGUAUUUGGCUGCAGCGCGAACGGCAAGAACCUCAACAGCCAGGCCCUCCGCAACCUCGGCAGCGGUGCCACGAUCACUGCGACCAAGGUGGUCAACGGUGUGCCCGUCACCGUCACGACGCAGGCUCUUGCCACGGCUACCCAGAUCGUGACCUCGAUUGCUACGUCCGUCAUCACGAGCACCGCGACGGUCCCUACGGCUACGGUCACUACGACGCUCCUGAGCAACGGCGAGGGCGGCGAGACCUACCCGGUCACGGACUACGUCAUCGCCCCCGCCGUGCCGGGCUCCAGCCUCAGCCGCCGCGACGGCGCCGAGUUCUGCGGCCUGUACCUCGCGCAGUGCGACACCGAGUGCAAGAAGGUCGGCACCGUGAGCCGGACCCGCGUGUGCAAGAUCCAGAACGAGCUCGAGGGCCAGUACUCGCUCUCGUGCAUCUGCCGCAACCGCCGCGUGCGCACGCAGACGGCCCUGCUCGCCAUGGCCAAGGACGUCAAGGUCGUUGAGGUCCUGAGCACCGCCACCGCCACCAACACGGCCACAACGACGAGCACCUCCACGGCACAGGUCGAGACCGUAGUCACUACGACCCUCUACGCCACGACGACGCUCAGCCAGGGCACUGCUACGUCGACCACGAUCUACGCGCUUGCCCCCACGGGCCGCCUCGUCGCCAAGGACGCCAGCACGGACGCCCGCCUCGGCACCGUCAACGGCAACGGCCUCCCGGGCAUCGACUCGACGGACUCGCAGUACAUGUUCGUGCGCGACGGACCCUCGGGCCUGUACGCCUUCUCCGACCUCGCCGGCAACUUCCUCGUCGGCGAGCAGAACAAGGACGCGGCCAACUUCGCUCCCAACUCGGCCGACUACGCCCUCCUCAACCUCGGCCCCUCCAGCCAGACGGGCCCGCAGCAGCCGAGCGGCGUCGGCCAGGGCAACCAGCAGGGCUACGAGACGUACAUCUACAACGUGCACCCGCUCGCCGCCGGUGGUCUCGAGAUCACCCCCGUCUGGACUCAGUCGACGGGCCGGUACGCCAAGACGUCGUGGCUGACCCUCCUUAAGGAGGGAACCUUCUAUUACUUGUUCGCGUCGCCCGGUACGUCAAGCUCGCUGCCAGCCACAUCGAGAGCUCCUACUGACACCGCACCACAGACGCUGCCGCCUUCCGCCGUGCCUACCCCUACACGGACGGAACGCAGACCAAGGACAUCCGCCUCUUCCUCGAGGCCCCCAACUAAGCGCUGGUUCCCGAGUGGCGUGCGCCGCCCGUCCUUGCUCGCUGCACCGGCCUCCCUCCACAGACUGUCCUUUUCCGUUACCCCGUGGCACUGACCGCGCUCCGGCGCUAGCUCGCACUCUAGACCCAGCCCACACUCUCUUGGCCGUCGCAGCGAUGCGCACGCACCUUGAACCGCUGCAAAUGUCACCGUUUUCCCCCGCACUGCGCGCCAUGUUGCGACCAGCGAGUGAGACGCGAGACGGUGGCGGAGGAGAGGAUGCAUGGGCGACGGCCGCGGCGCUGCGCGGGCCGCGCGCGUGCCG
Tilletiopsis washingtonensis is the source of this 2264-nucleotide messenger RNA. RefSeq lists its product as hypothetical. The record is from RefSeq and is a predicted model, not a curated record. Bases 441 to 2054 code for a protein of 537 amino acids. The transcript has 2 exons. NCBI's taxonomy places the organism in Eukaryota, Fungi, Basidiomycota, Exobasidiomycetes, Entylomatales.